This is a messenger RNA of Peronospora matthiolae, 1398 nucleotides long. Lineage: Eukaryota; Oomycota; Peronosporomycetes; Peronosporales; Peronosporaceae. The record is from the annotation of a GenBank genome assembly.
AUGGCGGCCAAGUACGGCCUAAUGCUACAUCAGAUGGACGUCAAGACAGCGUUUCUUAACGGCUCCCUCAACGAAGACAUCUACAUGGACCAGCCGGACGGAUACCUGGAUGCAACACAGCCGGACUAUGUGUGCAAGCUAAAGAGAUCACUCUACGGCUUGAAGCAAUCGCCUCGCAUGUGGAACCAAACAAUCGAUGGGUUCAUGAUCAAGAUGGGAUUCAAGAAGUGCGAAUCGGACCACUGCAUCUACAUCAAGCGAGACGACCAAGACAUGAUUCUCGUGGUGCUCUACGUCGAUGAUCUCAUCCUGGCCAGCAGCAACAACGAACUCCUCAAGCCAACCAAGAUGGCGCUGAGCAAACGCUUCGAAAUGACGGAUCUCGGUGAGCUCGAUUACUUUCUCGGCAUGGAGAUCAAGAACGACCGUAAGACGGGAAUGGUGACUGUACAACAAACCAAGUUUCUCAAGUCCGUGUUAACCAAGUUCGGAAUGGAUAACAGCAAGCCAGUGAAGACGCCUCAAGAUCCCGGCCUGAAGCUAACCAAGAACAUGUGUGAACAAGAAUGCAAGCACGAAGACACCAUGUGCAACGUGCCAUAUCGAAGUGCUGUCGGAGGCAUCAUGUAUCUCAUGGUCGCCACACGUCCGGAUCUAGCUGCUGCAGUGGGAUCAUUAUCCCAGUUCUCGUCCGACCCAUGCCCGACUCACUGGCAAGCUUUGAAGCGUGUGCUGAGAUACCUGCAAGCAACGCCCAAUCAUGGUCUUGAGUUUACACGUGAAGAAGGAAGCCGUAUCUGCGGGUACACCGACGCAGACUGGGCCGGCGACAUUGAGUCAAGACGAAGUACAAGCGGCUAUGUGUUCAUGAUGAGCGGAGGAUGCAUCAGCUGGAAAAGCCAGAAACAACGGACGGUCGCGCUAUCUUCAACAGAAGCAGAAUACAUGGCGCUUUCCGAAGCAACCAAAGAAGCAGUAUGGCUCAAAGUGCUUUUGGGGGAACUUGGUGAGAUGACAAGCGACGAAGCGAUCAAGAUGUAUGAAGACAACCAAGGAUCAAUCGCUCUCGCCAAGAACCCGGAGUUCCAUAAGAGAACAAAACACAUCGACAUACGCUACCAUUUUGUGCGUGAGAAGGUGGAAUCAGGUGAAGUCGUUUUGGAGUAUUGCCCGACUCAAGAUAUGCUGGCAGACAUGAUGACCAAGCCGAUCGCCGCUGUACAAUUUGAAAACAUUCGCGAUCGACUUGGGAUCCAAGGUGCCGCAGCUAACGAGUCGAGAGGGAGUGUUGAAAAGACAGCGGCUGUGAAGAAGACACCUCGUCAAGCUGCGUCAAGUGUUGAAGCAAGUGGAAGACCAAGCUUCGCUAUACCGGUGGGUACCGGUAUGUACCAGUAA